AUGCGAGCACGUACAGAUCCUGCAUUCUCUGAUUUCUUGCUUGCUUUAGGGGACGGCCGUAUGCAAACAGAAGAGAUAGCUGACAUUCAUCUACCAAGACAACUGGUUGUGCCAUUUGAGGAUGAAAACUACUCUCUGGACCAACUUCUCAGCCAAAUAUUCCCGGAACUGACCGCAGGUGGUUUCAGUUCAAGCAUCUUCGCUGAACGUGCAAUCUUGACUCCCCUCAACGAUGAUGUUGAUGAGAUAAAUACUCUGCUAAUUGAAAAACACCCAGGUCAGGCUGUAACCUACAAGAGUUUUGAUGUGUUAAUUGAUGAAAAUUGCAAAAUUUACACAACUGAAUUCCUAAACACUUUAUGCCCCGGAGGAAUGAGUCCACAUGAAUUGGUUCUAAAGGAAAAUUGCCCCGUUAUUCUGCUGAGGAACCUUGCUCCAGCCUCUGGCUUAUGCAAUGGGACACGACUCAUAUGCAAAAGAUUCUACCCCAACAUGAUUGAGUGUGUAAUUGCAACUGGCCAUCAUACUGGUGAAUAUGUAUUUCUGCCACGCAUUGACUUGCGGCCCUCUGCCUCAACUAAUUACCCGUUCCAGUUCCAGCGAAAACAAUUCCCAAUCAAGCUUUGUUUUGCUAUGACAAUCAACAAAGCCCAGGGACAAACACUCACUCAAGUAGGGAUAUACCUUAGAUGA
Chenopodium quinoa (quinoa) is the source of this 693-nucleotide messenger RNA. RefSeq lists its product as uncharacterized. The record is from RefSeq and is a predicted model, not a curated record. The coding region runs from base 1 to 693 and encodes 230 amino acids. The transcript has a single exon. Lineage: Eukaryota; Viridiplantae; Streptophyta; Magnoliopsida; Caryophyllales; Amaranthaceae.